AUGAGCGAUGAUAUAAGUCACAAUGAUGCAGAAAUACAAAGUAAAAAUACUGCAUCAUCUUUUGUAAUUAAUGAAAAUAUUUUGGGUAUGGAAGGUAUUCCACAAAUUAAUACUACAAGUACGAGAUCCAAUGUAACAAUGCCUGCUCAAGCUGAGCAAACUAAUGACUAUCACGAGACUCCUAUUUCAAUAAAACACCAAGAUGAAAGUGAAGAAUAUAAAAAUUCAAUCUCCAUUCCACAGUCUAGAAAUAAUAUAGAUAGAAAGGGAUCGGACCAGUUGAACACACCUAUUACAAACGUAACGGAUGUUGCAAAUAUAUCUGGAGAUAAUGACCAACCAUCAAAUGACCCUCUGAUAAAACCAAACGAACGAAAUAUACAACCAUAUGAAAAUAACAGUGGCAUGGUGACUAUUUCUAGUAAUUCCGAAUCCCCAGAUUUGGGCUCAACUAAUGAUUCUAAUAUAACUUCAGAUGUUAAGGACCAUGAACUUUCGCUUACAGCUAACGCAAGAUCGAUAAGUAGUGAAUCUAUUAACAGUAGGAAGUUACAACCUUCAAACCAAGUUUCGCCCAAAGACUCUUCGGAGAAGCAUACCGAGGCUUUAACUAAUGCUAUCGUAGCGAACAUCGAUGAAAAGUUCAAUGCUAUGAACACAAGAUGUAGAGUAAUUGAAGAGGAAUUACUAAAGAGUAAUACAACUAUAUCUGAAAGUUUAAACAGUAUAUCUCUAUUAAUGCAAAAGUUUUUAAAGAAUCAAGAAAUUUUAAAGAUGGAAUUAGAAACCAUAAAGAGAUCACAGUUGAAGAUUGAUGUAAAAAAUGUCAGGCAUAUUUCAAAUAAAACGAGACGAGAAGGGAUGGUUGAUUAUGAAGGUGAUGUUGAAUAUAAAAUUAUAUCAAAGAACUUACUUCGUGAGAGAGCUGUUUCAGCUAGGCCUCAAAGUGACUCUAAGAAGAGAAAACUUUCUUCGAAUGAACAAGCACAACACAGUCAAUCUCAGCCAGCAAGACCGGUAAAACUAACUAAAAUACAAAGAAUAGCGGAUGAAGUUUUUCAUAAAUCUCAUCCUGAAAUUUCAAAAUCUACAGACACCAUUAAACAGGUUAUAAAGCCUCUUAAUGGACCUAGUACCACUAUGGAUUCAAGUCACCUUAUCAAGAAUUCUGAAAAUUCUGGAAUUAUCCCUCGAACUACUUCAAAUAUCAAUUCCAAUACUGGGAACAGUGCCAGGUCAAAUGAUAACGUCGUAAUAACACAGGAAGACCCAUCUACGUUUAAUUUCAGACGUACAAACGAUCUUUACAGUAGUACAACCUCAAAUAUUUUAAAGCUUGGCGUAUCUGAUGCUUUUGGUAAACAGUUAACUUCUGCCACCUCAAAGCCCACUAAUCAUAUUAUAGAAAUGAAUCGCCCAAAUAGAAUUUUGGGUGCAUCUAAUUAUGUUGAGACAACGACAACUACACCAAUUGUAACAACUCACAUCUCUGUUCCUCAAUCAAAAAUAAAACAAGAAGAAACUUCAUUAUCUUUGCCUGAACCAGAUGCCAUUCAUGAUAUACCCGAUAAUUAUGAUGAAGGACUUGGGGACACUAUAGUGGAUCCGGGAUAUCAAGAACCUGAAAGAAAUAAUGUUGUUACUGAUAAUCACACAGAUCAAACUACCGUCGAAGAAAAUCCUGCUGAAGCAAAGGAAGAAAUUAGAAGACCUAAAGUAAAGAAUUUUAAAUUGACAAUAUUAGGCGGGCAGAAGCGCGCCAUGCAAUUAUACAUUGUGGAUAACAUCAUCUAUACAGGUGAUUCUCCAUAUUCUGCAAUAAGUUUUGUUUAUUUUGUUGAUUUGAAAUAUAGUGAGAUCCGUAGAACACGUGAGGGUUCAAGUUCAAAUUUUACAUUUGGAUUUCCUCAUAUAUUAAUUGAUGAAGGUGAUAAAGCUAUGCAAGUAUUAGGAAUGAAUUUAAUGACACCUGAUUAUCUUCCAACUGUUGAGUAUUUCUUAGGUGAUUUCUUACAAGCGUGUCAUUUAGUUGAUGAUAAAUUAAGCCCUGGAUGUACAACAGAGACGUGGAGGAGGUAUCGUAAUUUGUUUGUGUUAUUGAUGAACUGGCGUCAACUCGCUAGAGAGAAACGUGGAUUUAGAAGAUAUUCUAUACUUCACGCAGUAAAAGAGAUGGAAAAUUUUAGAUUACACACUAGUCCUAGAGCUUCUGCCAUUGCAGAACCAUAUGCGCUUAAUAAAAUAAAUCAAAGAAAGAUUUGUGAAUCAGGUUUGGUAAAAGAUUGGAUGUUUCAAGUAGAGACUACACUUCCUGUCAUUGGACAAAACGGAAUAGAUGAAUCAAACAUCAAUGCAGCAUUGGACGCAUUGUUGAAACCGCCACCAAAUAAUCCAGAUUUUAUCCCUUAUGCAUUAGUAAAAGCACCUAAAGGUGUUGAAAUUGUAUAA
Messenger RNA from Maudiozyma saulgeensis, 2448 nucleotides. The record is from the annotation of a GenBank genome assembly. Lineage: Eukaryota; Fungi; Ascomycota; Saccharomycetes; Saccharomycetales; Saccharomycetaceae.